AUGCCUGUUGAAAUUCUUCCAAAAUUAGUUCGAAUGUAUAAUGAAUUGUCAAAAGAUGUUCCAUUAAUUUGGCCUAAAAACCCAGUUUCUGUGAAAUAUUAUCUCGUGAUGAAAGAAUUAGGACACGUCAUUGAUGGAAACAGAACACUUGUGACCACUGAACUUAAUACAGUAAUAAGAGCAAACAAACUUUAUCAUGCAUACGAUGAAAACUUUCCUCACAAGAACAUUUUGGAAUAUCUCAAUUUAAAUAAGAAACCCACAGAAGGAAUGGCAAUAUUAUUUCCACACGCCCUCAAACGAUCCACAUCGAUCAUCAACAGCAAAAUUAUUACACUCAUUGAUCGAAAGGCCAAUUCGAGAAAUGUGAAAAAUCAUGAAAAGAUUUUACAACGAUUGAAAAAGACCUUUCCUCAACACCAUGUACGAGAAUUUGUCAUUCAACCUUUCGAACCUUCUCUUUAUCUACAACAAGUAGCAAAAGUAUGA
Messenger RNA from Naegleria fowleri, 489 nucleotides. RefSeq lists its product as uncharacterized. Bases 1 to 489 code for a protein of 162 amino acids. The record is from RefSeq and is a predicted model, not a curated record. Lineage: Eukaryota; Heterolobosea; Eutetramitea; Acrasida; Naegleriidae. The transcript has a single exon.